Messenger RNA from Cajanus cajan (pigeon pea), 675 nucleotides. RefSeq lists its product as uncharacterized. Lineage: Eukaryota; Viridiplantae; Streptophyta; Magnoliopsida; Fabales; Fabaceae. The record is from RefSeq and is a predicted model, not a curated record.
AGAAUAGGAAAAGGCAUUGAAAUCGGCGAUGGUAGGGAAUAUUCGUUGUAUAAAUAGGCGAAAAUGUUUGGUCCUUUCGCAAUCAACAAGUAGCAGGCGAAGAGAAAGAGAAGAAAAAUAAUAAUGUGGUUCUUGUACUUGUGGGAUGAGGAAGAGAAGGAACUGGGUAGGCAACAAGCCCCUGGAACUUGCCCUUACUGUGCAGGCAAGGUUGAAGCCAUGGAUGUUGAGAUCCAGUGGAGACUCUGCUUCUUGCCCAUGUGCUUCAAGCUCAAGAGAAAGUUCUUCUGCACCAACUGCUCUAGACGAUUAGAAUUGUAUUAUUAGUCACACAUAUAUAUAACUCUUUCUUUCUCACACUUUCUUCAUCUACUCAUAAAUAUAUAUAUCUUUUUUUUUACUAGGGAAUACCAGUUUGAGGUUGUAUGGGGUGUUUCAGUUUUGACCAUGCAAGUUUAAGGUUGUAUGGGGUGUUUGAGUUUUGACCAUUUUGGAAUCGCUUCCAAGUUCAAACAUGGUUUCUCUCUGCGUGGAGUUAAUAGUAAAUGGGGGGUUUCUUCUUUGCUGGGAGGAUGACAAAUUGACAACAAUAUGACAUGGUUCUGAAAUGAUUAAUUUAUCUGUAUCUCAAAUGUUGAUGGCUCAACAACUAUAGUGCGUUCUAUAUUUUUCUUA